AUGCCAGAACUAGAUUUGAGAGGCCAGCAUUGGGGUUUCAAAUUUUGGCAUGACUUAUUAACUAUUUUGCAAAACCACAUUGAGAAACUUUUUAGAGAAAAGAUUCAGCAAAUCGAACUCGAGUUAUCACGAACCCAGAAAAAUAAAGCAACAGAGUACCACAUUGGGCUCUUGAAGGGAAAACUUGCCAGAUACCGUAGAGAGUUAUUGGAACCCAGUGGAGCAGGCAGUGGGAGCUCGAGCAAACAACAGGGCUUUGAAGUGCAGAGAAGUGGUGAUGCCAGAGUGUCGUUGAUCGGGUAUCCUUCGGUGGGAAAAUCGUCAUUUUUGUCAAAGGUCACCAAGACCAAGUCUGAAAUUGCGCACUAUGCCUUCACAACAUUGACAUCUGUUCCUGGGGUGUUGGAGUAUAAUGGAGCAGAAAUCCAGAUUGUUGAUUUGCCCGGUAUAAUCAAAGGCGCCUCUGAAGGAAAAGGCAGAGGCAGACAGGUCAUUGCCACAGCCAAAACUUCAGACUUGAUAUUAAUGAUCUUAGAUGCUACAAAGUCGUAUGAGCAAAAGAGCUACUUGGAAAAGGAAUUGAACGCCAUUGGAAUCCGUUUGAACAAAGAAAGACCAAAUAUUUAUUUCAAGAUCAAGAAAACAGGGGGCAUCAAAUUCAGCUUUAUAAAUCCUCCAAAGUAUUUGAAUGAAAAGAAUGUGUAUGGGAUAUUGAGAGACUAUCGGAUACACAAUGCCGAUAUAUUGGUCAGAGAUGAAAACGUUAGCAUCGACGAAUUCAUUGACACUAUUAACGAUCAGCAUGUCAGGUACAUUAAGUGUCUAUAUGUUUACAAUAAGAUUGACGGGAUCUCGCUUGAGGAAUUGGACAAAUUGGCCAACGAGCCCAACACAGUUGUAAUGAGCUGCGAACUAGACUUGGGAAUUAAAGACGUUGUGGAGGAGAUAUGGGAGCGGUUGAAUUUGAUCAAGGUGUACACGUUCAAAAAAGGAGAGAGCUUGCCCAACUUUGAAGAUCCCAUGGUGUUGAGAAAAGACAGCUCGAUCAAGGAGGUGUGCGAUGCCAUCCACAAAGACUUGAAACACAGCUUCAAACACGCCUAUGUGUGGGGAACAAGCGCAAAACACAGUCCCCAGAGAUGUGGUCUCAGCCAUCAAAUUGAGGACGAGGACGUGAUCACCAUUGUCAGCAAAUAA
Ascoidea rubescens DSM 1968 is the source of this 1197-nucleotide messenger RNA. Its product is annotated as P-loop containing nucleoside triphosphate hydrolase protein. Gene Ontology annotation, biological process: cytoplasmic translation. The coding region runs from base 1 to 1197 and encodes 398 amino acids. The record is from RefSeq and is a predicted model, not a curated record. NCBI's taxonomy places the organism in Eukaryota, Fungi, Ascomycota, Saccharomycetes, Ascoideales, Ascoideaceae. Gene Ontology annotation, cellular component: cytoplasm. The transcript is spliced from 2 exons. Gene Ontology annotation, molecular function: GTP binding; GTPase activity.